Molecule: messenger RNA, 1343 nt
Organism: Tupaia belangeri chinensis (Chinese tree shrew)
Lineage: Eukaryota; Metazoa; Chordata; Mammalia; Scandentia; Tupaiidae
Gene: TSPAN8
Product: tetraspanin 8
Exons: 8
Coding region: 398-1111 (237 amino acids)
Cellular component (GO): plasma membrane
Source: RefSeq, a predicted model, not a curated record
UGAAAUUCAACAACCUAGUAUCGCUGUGCCAUUCUCUCCCUGAUCCAAUGCCACUCCCUUAACUUGAUAUCUGUUUACUUUAGAGGAGGCAGUUUUUGAGAAAGGAUCAUAAAUAUCCUGGCCUGGUGCCCCAGGAGCCAUGACAAGCAAAAGCACAUACUUGCCUGGAGAUAGCCUUCGUGAUAUUUAAAUGUGUGGGUUAAUUUUUUAUCCACUUUAAUAACUGUUUCUAUUUUUUUUUUUCUCUCUCCUCCAUCUACUUCUUUGCUUUCUAUUUCUGCUCUGAAGCUGUAGGCACAGAAAUCUCUGCAGGCAAAUUGCUCCAGAGCAUAUUGCAGGACAAUCCUAUAACAAAUAACUAAAUUCACGGCAUCUGGAUUCCUGAGCCUUUUUCGAAAUGGCAGGUGUGAGUGGCUGUAUAAAAUAUUCUAUGUUUAUCUUCAACUUCUUGUUCUGGGUAUGUGGUGUCUUGAUCCUGGGACUAGCAAUAUGGGUACGAGUAAGCAAAGAUGGUCAAGAGAUUAUUGGUUCUGGGGACUCUGACAUCACCUCCUAUGUUAGUGUGAAUAUCUUGAUUGCGGUGGGUGCCAUCAUCAUGGUUCUGGGGUUCCUGGGGUGCUGUGGUGCUGUGAAAGAAAGCCGCUGCAUGCUUCUUUUGUUUUUUAUAGGCUUGCUUCUGAUCCUGCUCCUGCAGGUGGCAGCAGGUAUUCUAGGAGCUGCUUUCAAAUCUGAGUCUGAACGCAUUCUGAAUGAGACUCUCCAUGAAAAUGUGAAGCUUUUGAGCAUGACAGAUGAUGGAAAAGCAUUCCAACAAGCCCUGGAUGAAUUUCAAAAAGAGUUUAAAUGCUGUGGUUUGAUCAAAGGACCUACUGAUUGGGGAAAUAAUUUUGAAAACCAUUCUAAGUCAUGUGAAUGUCCACGGAUGCCAGAUUCUUCUUGUACAUUGUAUCAAGGAAUGUAUGUUUACAGUCAGCCAUGCAUUUCUUUCAUAAAAGAAGUAGCUGCAAAACAUAUUAUUGUAAUUAUUGCAAUAGCGUUUGGACUGGCUGUUAUUGAGAUACUUGGUUUGGUAUUUUCUAUGGUCCUGUACUGCCAGAUCGGGAACAAAUGAUCCUGAAAAUAUGUCAAGACGUCAUCAGUGAAAAUGCUUUAAAAUCUUUCUUUGACUUUGUAACUAAAUAUAUAACUGCUGUAUAUGUCAGGAGUAACCAUCUUAUUAAAACAGCUCCUUUAGCUAGACCACAGUAUCUUCUAGACAUGUGAACAUAUUUAAGGUGGGAGGGACAUAAGGAAAAUGAUAUGAAUGUGUAUUUUUACUCAAAAUAAAAGUAACAUUGUUUACA